ACAUCACCUCUUUCACUCUGACCCCUGGAGCUGCGCCCACCUGCCUGCUCUGCGGGCGCCCAACCCUUUCUCACUUCCUCGGCACCAUGCCCGGUUGAAGGGACAGUGCCUGGUGAGCUGGGAGGGAGAGGGGACGAGGGCGGGACCUCAGCCCUCCCUUAGAGUCACAAUCAAAAGCUUGGGUGAGGACAAACAGACUACAGUGGGUCGAGCCCUUACAAAACUCGCCCCAGUGGGCCAGCAAGGCGAGCUUCACUGCAGAACCUCUCCAAUCUGUGUCCCGUGGGGCAUCUGGAGGCCUGAGAGCCUGUGGAUCUGGUAGGUCACUGAAAACACCGGGACUCAGGACUGUUGCCCAGCAUGCACUCAGAGACUGCUCUAAGGUUCUUGGCGCUCCUGCUGCCUAUUCUGCUGCUGCUCCUGGCUGCCCCGCCUGUGGUUUGCAAGGGCUGUGUCUGCAAAGGCAAAGGGCCAUGCCUCUGCGUGGGGACCAAAGGAGAGAAGGGGGAGAAAGGCUUUCCUGGGCCCCCUGGAUCUCCUGGCCAGAAAGGAUUUCCAGGACCUGAAGGUUUGCCUGGACCACAGGGACCCAAGGGCUUCCCAGGACUUCCAGGACUCACUGGCCCCAAAGGCAUCAGGGGAAUAACUGGAUUACCAGGGUUUGCAGGUCCUCCUGGACUUCCAGGCAUCCCAGGCCACCCUGGGCCUCGUGGGCUGGCUGGUUUACCAGGCUGCAAUGGUUCUAAGGGUGAACAAGGAUUCCCAGGCAUUCCAGGCACACCAGGCUAUGCAGGACCCCCAGGUCCUGACGGCUUGAAAGGACAAAAGGGUGAACCUGCUCGAGGAGAAGACGGGGAAUUCAAUGGAAAAGGUGACCCUGGGCCUCCAGGGGCUCCGGGCUUCCAGGGUUUUCCAGGACCCCCAGGUUUUCCAGGGCCUGCCGGUCCGCCAGGACCUCCGGGAUUUUUUGGUUUGCCAGGAGCAAUGGGACCCAGAGGACCCAAAGGUCGCAUGGGCGAUAACAUGAUAGGACAAAAAGGAGAAAGGGGUGUGAAAGGAUUAACAGGACCUCCUGGGCUGCCAGGAACAGUGAUUUUUACACUCAUCCGCCCAUACAACAAAUCGGACUUCAAGGGAGAGAAAGGAGAUAAAGGAGAGAGCGGUGAACCUGGACCUCCUGGACCAUCGGGGCCACCUGGAGACUCCUAUGGAUCAGAAAAGGGCGCACCUGGAGAGCCUGGUCCUCGGGGAAAACCUGGAAAAGAUGGUGCCCCUGGCUUCCCUGGCACUGAGGGAGCCAAAGGCAACAGGGGCUUUCCUGGGUUGAGGGGUGAAGACGGCUUUAAGGGAUGGAAAGGAGACAUUGGACCCCCAGGAUUUCCUGGUCCAACAGAAUAUUAUGAUGCAUACCUGAAAAAGGGAGAUAAAGGAAUGCCAGGCCCACCUGGGCCCAAAGGAGCUCGUGGCCCACAGGGUCCAAGUGGUCCCCCUGGAGUUCCUGGAAGUCCUGGACUGUCAAGGCCUGGGCUCAGAGGACCCACGGGAUGGCCAGGCUUGAAAGGGAGCAAAGGGGAGAGAGGACCGCCUGGAAAAGACACUAUGGGCCCUCCUGGACCACUGGGAUGUCCUGGCUCACCAGGUCCACCAGGCCCACCAGGACCUCCAGGACUUCCAGGUGACAUUGUUUUUCAGCCAGGUCCACCUGGUGACCGUGGAGCGCCAGGCAAUACAGGACCCCCAGGAGUUCCAGGAGAUGAUGGACCCAAAGGAGAAGCAGGCAGUCCAUGCACCGAGUGCCACUGCUUCCCAGGGCCCCCUGGAGUCCCAGGAUCUCCAGGAUUAGAUGGUGUCAAAGGAAUCCCAGGAGGACGAGGCGCGCCUGGUAUGAAGGGAAAUCCAGGGUCCCCAGGAAGUGCAGGUCUCCCAGGAUUUGCAGGAUUCCCAGGUGACCAAGGGCAUCCAGGACUUAAAGGGGACAAAGGGGACACACCUCUACCCAUGGGGCAAGUGGGUGAUCCAGGUGAUCCUGGAAUCAGAGGCCUACCUGGGAGAAAAGGCCUCAAUGGAAUUCCUGGAGGUCCAGGAGCGAAAGGACCACCAGGACCUAGGGGUGAACCGGCCCUGAGUGGAAGGAAAGGGGACCAGGGACUUCCAGGAGCUCCUGGAUCCCCUGGAUCCCCGGGACCUGCAGGACCAGCUGGACCACCAGGCUAUGGACCUCAAGGAGAGCCAGGUCCAAAGGGAGCCCAAGGAGUCCCUGGAGCCCUGGGACCACCCGGAGAAGCCGGUCUUAAAGGAGAACCCAGUACAUCAACUCCAGUUCUAGGUCCCCCAGGCCCUCCAGGGCCCCCUGGUCAGGCUGGCCCCAGAGGUCUACCUGGUUUGCCUGGACCUGUGGGAAAAUGUGUUCCUGGUCUUCCUGGACCUGAUGGUGAACCAGGAAUUCCGGAAGUUGGAUUCCCAGGGCCUCCAGGACCUAAGGGAGAUCAAUGUUUCCCAGGAAUGAAAGGAUCACCUGGUUGCCCUGGAGAAAUGGGAAAGCCUGGCCUUCCUGGAAGGCCAGGUGUCCCAGGAGCCAAGGGAGAACCAUCAGUAGGCAGGCCUGGGGAACCAGGAAAACCAGGCUUUCCAGGAGAAAGAGGCAGUUCCGGGGAAAAUGGAGAUAUUGGACUCCCUGGGCCCCCAGGCCUCCCUGGAACUCCAGGAAGAGAUGGGCCUGAUGGUCCUCCAGGAGACCCAGGACUGUCUGGACCACCUGGAGCAAAAGGACUCCCAGGGAGGUGCAUGCCAGGACCCAGGGGCACCCAAGGACUUCCAGGCUUAAAUGGAUUAAAAGGGCAACCAGGUAGAAGAGGUGAUACUGGGCCAAAGGGAGACCCUGGUAUCCCAGGCAUGGACAGGUCUGGAGUCCCUGGAGAGCCUGGACCACCAGGAGCACCAGGUCAUCCGGGUGAGAUGGGGCCACCUGGCCAAAAAGGACAUCGAGGACCUCGAGGAUUCCAGUCAUUACCAGGUGAGAAAGGAGAGGUUGGAAUGAUGGGCUAUCCUGGAACUACUGGCCCUCCCGGGCUUCCUGGGAAACCAGGCUCACAAGGGCAGAAAGGUAGCCUCGGAAUCCCAGGAAUAAAAGGAGAAAGAGGACGCCCGGGAGCCAAAGGCGAACGAGGGGAGAAGGGAGAGCCUGGGCCUUCCCAAGCACCACAUUUAAAGGGGGACAAAGGAGAGCCUGGACUUAAAGGAUUUGUAGGAAAUCCAGGUGAAAAAGGAAACAGAGGCAAUCCAGGGUUACCAGGUCCAAAAGGCCUUGAGGGAUUGCCUGGGCUACCAGGCCCUACAGGCCCUAGAGGAGAUCCGGGGAGCAGUGGAAAUCCUGGAAGACCAGGACCACCAGGCAUGCCAGGAAGCAUGGGGAACAUGGGGGUACCAGGCCCUAAAGGGAGAAAAGGAACUUCGGGAAUUCCAGGUCCAGCUGGAAGACCAGGCCUUCCUGGAAUCCAUGGUCCCCAAGGAGAUAAGGGGGAGCCAGGUUAUUCAGAAGGUGCAAGGCCAGGACCACCAGGACCUAAGGGCGAUCCAGGAUUGCCAGGUGACAAAGGAAAGAAAGGAGAAAGAGGCCUACCUGGGCCACCUGGACAGUCGGGGCCUGCUGGACCUGAUGGAGCCCCUGGGAGUCCUGGGAGUCCUGGCCACCCAGGUAAACCAGGUCCUGCUGGUGAUUUGGGUCUUAAAGGACACAAAGGCUUCCCAGGCCCUCCAGGAAGCACUGGCCCUUCAGGCCCUCCAGGACUUCCAGGGCUUCCUGGGCCAAUGGGUAUGAGAGGUGACCAAGGACGUGAUGGAAUUCCUGGUCCUCCAGGACAAAAGGGAGAAACAGGCUUGCUGGGGGGCUAUCCAGGCCCAAAAGGGAGCCCUGGUGUACCAGGUGUCAAAGGAGACAGGGGAGUUCCAGGCUUUUCUGGCCUUCCUGGCAGGAAGGGAGACAUGGGGAAUGUUGGACCUCAAGGACCCCCAGGCGCCACUGGACUCCCAGGACCACCAGGUCUACCUGGGGCAAUUGUCCCUGGCCAGAAAGGAAACAGAGGUCUCCCAGGCUUAAGAGGAAAUCCAGGUGAGCCAGGUCCCCCUGGACCUCCAGGACCUAUUGGAAAAGGCAUAAAAGGUGACAAAGGAUUUAUGGGCCUACCUGGCCCCAAAGGUCUGCCUGGGACUGUAGGGGACAUGGGCCCACCAGGUCACCCGGGAGCACCAGGUACCCCCGGUCUUCCCGGGGUCAGAGGUGAUCCAGGAUUCCCCGGAUUUCCAGGCAUAAAAGGUGAGAAGGGUAAUCCUGGAUUUCUUGGGCCAACUGGACAUCCAGGACCAGUUGGGCCAAAAGGACCACCAGGUCCACGUGGAAAACCUGGCACACUUAAGGUCAUCUCCCUUCCGGGAAGCCCAGGGCCACCUGGUGCAGCUGGACAGCCAGGAAUGAAAGGAGACCCUGGACCCCUGGGACCACCAGGAAUUCCAGGACCCUGUGGGCCAAGAGGUAAACCAGGCAAGGAUGGGGAACCAGGAACUCCAGGACCAGCUGGUGAAAAGGGCAACAAGGGCUCAAAAGGACAGCAAGGUCCACCUGGUCUGGAUGGAUUGCCAGGUUUAAAGGGAAAGCCUGGAGACAGGGGAACACCUGCCACUGGGACAAGACUUCGAGGCUUCAUCUUCACCCGACACAGUCAAACCACGGCCAAUCCUUCAUGUCCUGAAGGAACACAGCCACUCUACAGUGGGUUUUCUCUUCUUUUUGUACAAGGAAAUGAACGCGCACAUGGACAAGACCUUGGUACUCUGGGCAGCUGCCUGCAGCGAUUCACCACAAUGCCAUUCUUAUUCUGUAACAUCAACAAUGUAUGUAACUUUGCAUCACGGAAUGAUUAUUCAUACUGGCUGUCAACACCAGCUCUGAUGCCAAUGGACAUGGCUCCAAUUACUGGCAGAGCUCUCGAACCCUAUAUUAGCAGAUGCACCGUCUGUGAAGGUCCCGCAAUGGCCAUAGCUAUUCACAGUCAAACUACUGCUAUCCCUCCAUGUCCCCAGGGCUGGGUUUCUCUCUGGAAAGGUUUUUCCUUUGUUAUGUUCACAAGUGCAGGCUCUGAGGGUGCUGGACAGGCACUCGCCUCACCUGGCUCCUGCCUGGAGGAAUUCCGAGCCAGUCCGUUUAUAGAAUGCCAUGGACGAGGAACAUGUAACUACUACUCGAACUCCUACAGUUUCUGGCUGGCUUCCCUAAAUCCAGAAAGAAUGUUCAGAAAACCUAUUCCAUCAACUGUGAAAGCUGGAGACUUAGAGAAAAUCAUAAGCCGCUGUCAGGUGUGCAUGAAGAAAAGACAUUGACGAAGUCAAAGAAACUAGAACCGCUUUUUCUUCCUCCUUAAGUAACAAAGUCAUGAGUUAGAACGUGCAUCUACUUAGGUCUUUCUCUCUAACCUUAAAGAUGUGGUAGUGCAAAGUUUUGCCACAUGACAAAGCAUUUCACUCAAGUUAGUCUGUGAUGUGGGUCUCUAAACCUGUAGGUUUCAAAGUCCCCUGUGAAAAGGCAACAGCUUUCCACAGAAUAUCACUGAAACGACAUUCCAGUUGUACCAAAUCACUGACUAAAUGAUGAUUGUGUGGAACUUGAACUACAAGCUAAGGGAGGUCUGGUCCUGUGGAUCCACAAAGUGUUUCUUGUCUCCCACUCCUGAUCGAGCAAGUGUGCUUCCUUCCACCUCCUCCCUGAGACCUGAGACUUCAGCUAGAGGAGAUGGGGGCAUAGAGAAAUCAAGCACACCAUGAAAAGAGCUGGUGGGUGGUAUAAGGGCCAAGAACACAGGCUAAAUGAGCCUCAUGAUGUUCCAGGACUCAUUUAAAUAUGGCCAAAGCUAGGACCAAAGGAAACUUUCUGAAGGGAAUCAUAACAGGCUUGGAAACAGUAUAGUUUUGUUUUUUGUUUUGUUGA
This is a messenger RNA of Arvicanthis niloticus (Nile rat), 5977 nucleotides long. It is a transcript of the gene Col4a3, whose product is annotated as collagen type IV alpha 3 chain. Gene Ontology annotation, cellular component: extracellular matrix; collagen trimer. Lineage: Eukaryota; Metazoa; Chordata; Mammalia; Rodentia; Muridae. Gene Ontology annotation, molecular function: extracellular matrix structural constituent. The record is from RefSeq and is a predicted model, not a curated record.